Messenger RNA from Drosophila yakuba, 639 nucleotides. RefSeq lists its product as uncharacterized. The transcript has 4 exons. The coding region runs from base 206 to 538 and encodes 110 amino acids. Lineage: Eukaryota; Metazoa; Arthropoda; Insecta; Diptera; Drosophilidae. The record is from RefSeq and is a predicted model, not a curated record.
ACUCUACGAGAAACGGGUAUAAAAAUCGAUUUCUGGACCACAGUUCACUGCGAGUAUUCUUACUCGAACCGAUUCCCACACAAAUAAUGGCGUGCAAGUCGGAGCCGAGGACCAGCAGCAGCGCAGUGGAGCAACUGGUGGAGUGCAAAAAUAGGAAAAUAGGAAUUGCAGAAGGCGGGAUACUUGGCCGCCGUAUGCGAACACAAUGCCCGAGAACCGGCGAUACGGUCUGGUGAUAACAAACCAGAGUUCGGACGCGGACGGUGUGGACACCGUUGCCCUAAUUGUGAACGCCAACCGACGCCGAUGCAAUGCCGCGCUGUUCUUCUUACUUGUAACGGGGAUUUCAUCUGGCGCUGCUGUUUGCCACCAUAGGCUUCAUACCUCAACCUUAGCUAACAUGACGUUCGACUCCAGCAUGCUAGUGGUCUGCGAGGAUGAGGAAACCGCCCAAUGGGUCAUGUCAGCCGUCCAUGGUAUGUGCCCGCCGCACUCCUGCCAGCCCUUAAUCGAGUUCUUCGGCUUCCUGAGGACGUGAGGAGUCGCAGAACCCGGGCCUAAACACCGACAAGUGGGCCGUGGUCAAUCGCUCCACCCUAGACUGCAAUGAUGUGGAGCGGCAGGUCCCUCAGUUCUGCG